This is a messenger RNA of Synchiropus splendidus (mandarinfish), 1791 nucleotides long. RefSeq names its product fetuin B (gene fetub). Bases 1 to 1791 code for a protein of 596 amino acids. The transcript has 9 exons. NCBI's taxonomy places the organism in Eukaryota, Metazoa, Chordata, Actinopteri, Syngnathiformes, Callionymidae. Gene Ontology annotation, cellular component: extracellular region. Gene Ontology annotation, biological process: negative regulation of endopeptidase activity. Gene Ontology annotation, molecular function: cysteine-type endopeptidase inhibitor activity. The record is from RefSeq and is a predicted model, not a curated record.
AUGGCAACCGAGCUGCGCCACCUGCUGGGGGGAGCGGAGCAGUCAGGAGGCUCUGAGAGCGCUGUGGUGGCGCCACCUGGCGGCGGCUCCUGGGACCUGCUCCGUGUGCUCGGUCCCCACGAAGGUCGCAGGGCUGCUCCAUGCUUGGCGCUCUGGCUGAGGAACAGCCCUGGGAUGCUGAGGAGCCUCCUGCAGGGUUCUUCAGUGCCACGUCAAGUCAGAGUCCAGACACAGGAACCAGAGAGAGCGCUGCUCCAGUCCCUGACUCGGCAGGCUCACGGGCCGGGUCAAGGGUCACGGGGGUCGAGGGUCGUGUUUGCCCCCAGCCAGCAGGGCGGCUAUAAGAGGCCGGCGCCGGCGCCGCCGCUCCAUCUCCGGACCAUGGCUCGCUGGGCUCUGCCGUCCCUGCUGCUGACCUGCCUCUGUGUGCGCCUGCAGGGGGCGCCGCUGGACGGGAUGGAGGCGGCGUCCUGUCAGGAUCCUCAGGUCGCCGCCGCCGCCCGCCUGGCGCUCAGAGAGAUCAACCUGGCUCGCCAGGACGGCUACGUGCUGAAGCUGCACCGGCUGGCCGACGCUCACCUGACCAAGCAGGGAGAGAGCGGCGCCGUCUUCUACCUCAGGCUCCAGGUGGCUGAGAGCAACUGCAGCGUGUUGCAGAGAGAGCGCCACCAAGAGUGUGAAGCCCAGGAGGCUCCAGUCAUCGGCGUGUGCAAGGCCGCCAUCUUCAUCAGCCGCGUCCAGCGCGUGGUGCGCCUCUACAAGUACGACUGCGCCCUCAGAGCAGCCCUCCACAAAACGUGCGCCGACUGUCCGGCCCUGAUGGACCUGGGCGACGGCCAGGUCCAGUCCAUCGCCGCCCGCUCCCUGCUGCAGUACCAGAAGGACGCGCAGCUGCGUAAACACUUCGCCGUGCUGCAGGUCACCCGGGCCUCGCUUUCGGUGUCCAUCGGGAACAUCUACAACGUGGACUACACCAUCCAGGAGACCACCUGCGGCGCCGACGUGGAGAGCCCCACGGCAGACAAGUGCCCCCUGCUGGACUGCGAGUUCACGCACCGCGGCUUCUGCCGGGCCUCGCAGUUCCCCACCCAGGACGGAGGAACCCAGCUGUCAGUGCAGUGCCAGAUCUUCGAGUCGGAGGCGGCUGAGCGGGAGAAGGUUCUGCACGCUGCCCAAACUGACCACGCCCACAAGGACACGCACUCUCACGACCCCAAACACGACGGCAGCCACCCAGUGGACGACGCCCACACGCACGACCACGCACACCACCACACCAAGCCGCACUCCCAUAGCCACAGUCACGAGCACCACCACGGCCACGCCCACGACCACGUGCACGCGCACCACGCCAAGGCGCACGACCACUCCGGCGACACUCCCCACCACCACCACCAGUACAAGCACGCCGACGGUGUGCACACGCACGAGCACGACCACGAGCUGGCGUUGGACCACGAGCACAAGCACGCGCACCUGCACGAGCACGAGCACCACCACCACCACCACCAGCACCAGGACCAGAUGGCCAGCCAGCGCCAGCCCCAGGGCGCUGUGAGGAUGCUGCCCCGCCUGGACCAGGCCGCCACGCUGCCGGCGUUCCCGGACCGCCCGGCCGCCGGACUGGAGGAGGCCGCCGCCCUGCCGCUCGUCCCCGACCCCGACAUCCCGGGACAGAUGGAGCCUUUCAUCAGGCCCUUCCCUGCCGCCGCCUCGGCCGCCUGCCCCUCGGCCGACCCCGGCGAUGUGCUGUCCGACUUGUUCUCCCAAGACCCCGAGUUUAAGGUCUGA